CGACCGACCUCCCGACGCAGCGGUGCUACUAUUCAAGUGAAUAACCUUAAAAAGAGCGCUGGGUUUUCGUCUCGGGUGGUUCAGCGGCUUCUCAUUCGGUGUUUGGAUCCUCUUUCCGAUGCGAAAUGCUGCACUAGUAUUGGACUAAAGAGCCCGACAGUCAAUUAAUCGCUCCUAUUUUUUCUCGCAACAUUGUUGCACCGUCGCGGCUAUUGACACGCGUUGUGGUGGUGGUGGUGGUGGUUAGACUGCUGGAGGGACCGAAGGCCUGUGGUCGUUUUGAUCCUGGACUGAUGUUUUGGACAACCUGAGUUUUAAUGUUCGCGACGGAAAGCGGCGGAAAUCUCUGUCCUCUAUUUAAAACGGAACAUGUCUUUUUCAUGGCUGACUUGUUCACUUCUUCUGGGAACUUUAUGCGCAGGGUACAGUCUGGGCGAAGCAGAGACCCGGGAGUGUGUGUACUACAAUGAUAACUGGCGUACGGAGAGGACCAACCAGAGCGGCUUCGAGCGCUGCGAGGGGGAGAAAGACAAGCGACUGCACUGUUAUGCCUCCUGGCUCAACUCCUCAGGGACCAUCAAGCUGGUGAAGAAAGGCUGCUGGCUGGACGACUUCAACUGCUAUGACAGGCAAGAGUGUGUCUCCAUGGAGGAAAACCCUCAGGUCUUCUUCUGCUGCUGCGAGGGCAACUACUGCAAUGAACGAUUCACCCACCUUCCUGACAUGAUUGGCAGUGGCAACCGAGUGAAAAUUCGGCCUCCACCCCGAGUGCCGUCUCUGCUCAACGUGCUGGUGUACUCGCUGCUGCCUCUCUGUGUGCUGUCCCUGGCCCUUGUCCUGGCCUUGUGGAUGUACCGUCACCGCAAGCCUCCCUAUGGCCAUGUAGACCUUAGCGAGGAUCCAGGACCUACUCCUCCAUCCCCCUUGGUGGGUCUGAAACCUCUGCAGCUGCUGGAAAUCAAAGCCAGGGGGCGCUUUGGUUGUGUUUGGAAGGCCCAACUGAUGAGCGAGUAUGUUGCUGUAAAGAUCUUCCCUGUUCAGGAUAAGCAGUCAUGGCAAAAUGAGCGGGACAUUUUCAUAACUCCGGGGAUGCGACACGAAAACAUCUUGCGUUACAUCGCUGCAGAAAAGCACGGAAGCAACCUGGAGACGGAGCUGUGGCUCAUCACAGAGUUUCAUGAGAGGGGUUCACUGACAGACCACCUGAAGGGUAACACUGUGACCUGGAGUGAGCUGUGUCACAUAGCAGAGACCAUGUCCCGCGGCUUGGCCUACCUCCAUGAGGACAUUCCCAGCUACAAGGGAGAGGGGCCAAAACCCACUAUUGCACACAGGGACUUCAAGAGUAAGAAUGUGAUGCUUCGAGAUGAUUUAACUGCAGUUAUUGGAGACUUUGGGCUCGCUGUACGAUUUGAACCAGGAAAACCUCCCGGAGACACUCAUGGCCAGGUGGGUACGAGGCGUUACAUGGCUCCAGAGGUGCUGGAGGGAGCCAUCAACUUCCAGCGAGACUCCUUCUUGAGGAUAGACAUGUAUGCCAUGGGCUUGGUGCUGUGGGAGCUGGUGUCCCGCUGCUCAGAGACCGACGGUACAGUUGGCGAGUACAUGCUGCCGUUCGAGGAUGAAAUAGGCCAGCAUCCCUCCCUGGAGGAUCUGCAGGAUGUGGUCGUGCACAAGAAGAUGCGUCCAGCCAUCAAAGAGUGCUGGCUCAAACAUCCUGGUUUGAGCCAGAUGAGCGAGACCAUCGAGGAAUGCUGGGACCACGACGCCGAGGCACGAUUGUCGGCCGGCUGCGUGGAGGAGCGCAUCGGCCAAAUCGCCAGGUUGAUCAGCAGCACUACCUCAGACAGCCCCGUCUCCAUUGUGACGUCUCUCACCAACGAGGACCUACCUCCCAAAGACUCCAGCACCUGAAUGGGUGACACCAUCCUUUCGCCUGAGCUCCUGACUUUUUAUUUUUCAAACCCAAACUCAGCGGAUCUCCGUGAAUAUUUAAAAACAUAAGAAAACAACUAGCAACUUGAAUGCAGCUGCUAUUUUAUCCCAAUACUGGUAUUUUUUUUUUUCCCUCUUUCAAUGUUUUCAGUGUUUAAAAUCAGAUCUUACUAACACAUCCAUCUGCUGUAGUUUUGAAGUAGUAAUAAGCUAUGCGAUGGGCACAUCUGAUAACACCCAUGUGUCAAAUCUUAAAUGUUGUCAUUACCUCAUGUAUUUCGUUUGCAUUAGUCUGAUUUUUUUAUUACCUCAUGAGUUUUCGUUUUCCUGUCUUGGUCAUGAUCGUCUGCGGCCAAAUGAAAUGAAUCUUUGCUCCAAACCUCGGACGACGUGCUGCACACCUCGGAAGAACCGUUUUGAGACUGUUAGAAAAAUAUAUUCAUCUUCCUCAGGGGUCGAAGCUUCUCAAUUGUUUUUCUUUUUUUCUCGAGUGUCCUUCCUUAUUUUAAACUCAUGAAUGCCUCAGAAUGGAAAAAAAAAGAAAGAUCAAAAACAUUGGAGCACAGCUGUUUUAUCGUAAGGGAGGGAGCGAAAACGGAAGCUGAACAGUUGUAUUGGACAUGUUGAACUUUUUGAAGAUUUGGGACAAGCGUCUUGUCCCCCGGGGAACUACCUCUCAGGUAUCCAGUAGGCUUCUUUGAAAUAUUUUCUCUAAUUUGAGAGCCAAGCUAUCCAGCUAGCUAUCAUGGACAUAUUCCUGGAUUCUUUUUGUUUUGUUUUUUAAUUGUAAAAAUUCAGAGUUACUCCUUUGCCAGUGCCAGGGGCAUUGACGGAUGCUGUCUGGAGUUGCAAUGUUACACAUUCUUGAUUUUAAC
This is a messenger RNA of Seriola dumerili (greater amberjack), 2810 nucleotides long. RefSeq names its product activin receptor type-2B-like. NCBI's taxonomy places the organism in Eukaryota, Metazoa, Chordata, Actinopteri, Carangiformes, Carangidae. The record is from RefSeq and is a predicted model, not a curated record. The transcript is spliced from 11 exons. Gene Ontology annotation, molecular function: activin binding; activin receptor activity; ATP binding. Bases 370 to 1914 code for a protein of 514 amino acids. Gene Ontology annotation, cellular component: activin receptor complex; plasma membrane. Gene Ontology annotation, biological process: protein phosphorylation; activin receptor signaling pathway; cellular response to growth factor stimulus.